AUGGAGCGAUCCUUCAUUCGGUCUCCAGCAGAGGUGCUGGAGUAUUUCAAAGUCUCGGAGCAUGAUGGCCUGUCGCAAGACCAGGUGACGGACUCCAGGCAGAGAUCUGGUCCAAAUGCUCUCGCAGAAGAUCCCCCGACUCCUCUCUGGGAACUUGUGCUCGAACAGUUCAAGGAUCAGCUUGUCCUGAUUCUCCUUGGUUCCGCUGCCGUGUCCUUCGUACUGGCUCUUUUCGAAGGUGGCGACGAUUGGACUGCUUUCGUUGACCCUGUUGUGAUUCUGACGAUCCUCAUCCUCAAUGCCGUGGUUGGUGUUACGCAAGAAAGCAGCGCGGAGAAGGCGAUUGCUGCUCUUCAAGAAUACUCUGCAAAUGAGGCGACGGUGGUUCGCAAUGGUGUCACCAAGCGCAUUAAGGCGGAAGACCUGGUCCCCGGAGAUAUCAUUCAUGUCGCGGUUGGAGAUCGCAUCCCCGCGGACUGCCGCGUGCUGGCAAUCCAUAGCAACAGUUUCCGGGUUGACCAGGCCCUCCUGACAGGUGAGAGCGAGAGCGUUUCCAAAGACGCUCGCACCAUCCAGGACGAACACGCUGUCAAGCAAGAUCAAACCAACAUUCUCUUCUCUGGCACCUCGGUCGUGAACGGUCAUGCUACGGCUAUCGUGGUCUUGACUGGUGCAUCGACUGCUAUUGGCGGUAUCCACGAAAGUAUCACGUCUCAGAUCUCGGAGCCGACUCCGUUGAAGCAGAAGCUCAAUGACUUCGGUGAUAUGCUGGCCAAGGUGAUUACUGUUAUCUGCAUCCUCGUGUGGGUCAUCAACGUUGAACACUUCAAUGAGCCGUCCCACGGAGGCUGGGCCAAGGGUGCCAUCUACUAUCUGAAGAUCGCGGUCUCUCUGGGUGUGGCUGCCAUUCCGGAAGGAUUGGCCGUCGUGAUCACCACCUGUCUGGCUCUGGGUACUCGUAAGAUGGCGAGCAAGAAUGCCGUCGUUCGGUCUCUGCCCUCGGUGGAAACUUUGGGUAGCUGCAGUGUGAUCUGCUCCGACAAGACUGGAACCUUGACUACCAACCAAAUGAGCGUCGAGAAGAUGGUUUACCUCAACGCAACCGGCGACGAUCUGGAGGAAAUUGAUGUCGAAGGCACAACUUUUGCUCCCGAGGGUAAACUCUCCAGUAAUGGAAAGGUGUUGCAAAACCUCGCUGCCACCUCAUCGACGGUUCGCCACAUGGCCGAAGUGAUGGCUCUCUGCAACAGUGCUACACUCGCUCAUGACGCCAAAAGUGGCGUGUUUUCUUGCAUCGGUGAACCUACCGAAGGCGCGCUGAGAGUCUUGGUUGAAAAGAUCGGUACUGAUGACGCCGCGACAAACAACAAGCUGUUGCGCCUCCCAGCCUCCCAGCGACUCCACGCCUCGAGUGCCUACUAUGAAUCCCGUCUCCCGUUACUGGCUACCUACGAAUUUUCGCGCGAUCGCAAGAGUAUGUCCGUGCUCGUUACCAAGGACAACGUCCAGAAGCUUCUCGUCAAGGGUGCUCCUGAAUCGAUUCUCGAACGUUGCUCUUAUGUCCUGUUGGGACCGGGUGGAUCUCGCGUUUCUCUCACCAAAGAGCACAGUGAUCUUCUCUCCCGCGAAGUGGUCGAAUAUGGAAACCGUGGCUUGCGUAUUAUGGCACUGGCUAGCGUUGACGACAUCGCGGGUAACCCGCUUCUGCACAAUGCCCAAACCCCCGAGGAUUACGCCCAGCUGGAGAGAAACAUGACCCUGAUCGGCCUUGUCGGAAUGCUGGAUCCUCCCCGAGCCGAGGUUGCUGAUUCUAUCCAGAAAUGCCGCGCUGCCGGUAUUCGCGUGAUUGUCAUCACGGGUGAUAACCGCAACACUGCCGAGUCUAUUUGCCGUCAAAUUGGUGUCUUUGGGGAGAACGAGGACCUCACGGGCAAGAGCUAUACGGGUCGUGAGUUUGACAGCCUCUCGCAGAGUGAGCAGAUUGAGGCCGUGAAGAGAGCGUCCCUCUUUUCGCGCACGGAGCCCAGCCACAAGUCCAAGCUCGUCGAUCUCCUUCAAUCCCAGGGCCAUGUGGUUGCGAUGACGGGCGACGGUGUUAACGAUGCUCCUGCUCUGAAGAAGGCCGACAUUGGUGUAGCCAUGGGUACGGGAACGGACGUUGCGAAGCUGGCCGCUGAUAUGGUUCUCACUGACGACAACUUUGCCACCAUCACGGUGGCCGUUGAGGAGGGCAGAUCCAUCUACAGCAACACCCAGCAGUUCAUUCGGUACCUGAUCUCGUCGAACAUUGGCGAGGUUGUUUCCAUCUUCCUGACCGCCGCUCUUGGUAUGCCCGAAGCAUUGAUCCCCGUUCAGCUUCUCUGGGUCAACUUGGUUACCGAUGGCUUGCCUGCUACUGCUUUGUCGUUCAACCCUCCGGACCAUGAUGUGAUGAGACGUGCUCCCCGCAAGCGCGACGAACCUCUCGUCGGCGGCUGGCUACUCUUCCGAUAUAUGGUCAUUGGUACCUACGUUGGUGCUGCUACCGUUUUCGGCUAUGUGUGGUGGUUCGUGUACAACCCAGAAGGACCACAAAUCUCUUUCUGGCAGCUGUCUCACUUCCACAAGUGCUCCUCCCAGUUCCCUGAGAUCGGGUGUGAGAUGUUCACGAAUGAUUUGUCCCGCUCUGCAUCCACCGUGUCGCUCUCGAUUCUCGUGGUCAUCGAGAUGUUGAAUGCCAUGAAUGCGCUGUCCUCCAGCGAAUCUCUCCUCACCUUCCCUCUGUGGAAGAAUAUGAUGCUGGUGUAUGCCAUCAUCCUCUCGAUGAGUCUUCACUUUGCGAUUCUGUACAUUCCGUUCCUGCAGUCGCUCUUCUCCAUCCUGCCUUUGGAUUGGAUGGAAUGGAAGGCGGUCUUGGCCAUUAGUGCCCCUGUCGUGGUGAUUGAUGAACUGCUCAAGUAUGUCGAGCGUCAGCUGUAUACCCUUCCUGCCAGUGCAGUAGGACCGCAGAAUGGCGACGCGUCGAAAGCCAAGACGGUGUAG
Molecule: messenger RNA, 3021 nt
Organism: Aspergillus clavatus NRRL 1
Lineage: Eukaryota; Fungi; Ascomycota; Eurotiomycetes; Eurotiales; Aspergillaceae
Product: calcium-transporting ATPase
Exons: 5
Coding region: 1-3021 (1006 amino acids)
Biological process (GO): intracellular calcium ion homeostasis; calcium ion transmembrane transport
Cellular component (GO): membrane
Molecular function (GO): ATP binding; P-type calcium transporter activity; ATP hydrolysis activity
Source: RefSeq, a predicted model, not a curated record